GGGGGGAUAUAAUUCCCGAGUUCAGCCUGAGAGGAGGAUGAUCGGUAUUUUUUUUGGGAAAGGGAAAUUUUGGAUUUAGAUUGCCAGGGGAAGAUUGGAGAUAGGAGAAUUGCAGAGGAGUUUUUUUUGGCUGGCGAGAGGAUUGGAGGAUUUGUUUUCAGUUUCCUGGGAAGUGUGUUUGGAGAGCUUUUAUGUACAUUGCCCACCUGCAGAUAGGGGUUUUAUUUCUAAGUCAAAUUUCAUUACGUUCUCCAUUUGAAGAGCUUACUCUGGAGCAGUUUUCUCCAUCUACAAAGUGUGAAGAGAAAUGGGUGCUACAGAAGUGAUCACGCAACGACAGUCUACAUGGAGUCCUUACGACAACAACGGAGGAACUUGUGUUGCAAUAGCGGGGGCCAAUUACUGCGUAAUUGCGGCAGAUAGAAGAAUGUCAACUGGCUAUAGCAUUCUCACAAGGGAUUACUCUAAGAUUUGCAAACUUGCAGAUAAAUGUGUACUUGCAUCUUCAGGAUUCCAAGCUGAUAUAAAGGCAUUGCAAAAAAACUUAUCUGCUAGACAUCUGAUUUAUCAGCAUCAGCAUAACAAGCAAAUGAGUUGCCCUGCCAUGGCACAGCUGCUCUCGAACACUCUUUACUACAAACGAUUUUUCCCAUACUAUUCUUUCAAUGUUUUAGGUGGUCUAGACAGUGAAGGAAAAGGCUGUGUUUACACAUAUGAUGCAGUUGGCUCAUAUGAACGAGUAGGCUAUGGAUCUCAGGGGACUGGCUCGACACUUAUGAUGCCUGUUCUUGACAAUCAGCUUAAAUCCCCAAGUCCUCUGCUCUUGCCAGCUAAGGAUGCUACAACCCCCCUGUCAGAAUCUGAAGCAGUCGAUUUGGUGAAGGAUAUUUUUGCUUCAGCUACCGAAAGAGACAUAUACACUGGCGAUGGACUAGAAAUAGUAGUUGUGAAUGCAGAAGGCAUCAGACGAGAAGAGAUUAUGGAGUUGCGAAAAGAUUAAUUUCACUGCGAAAUUUGGUGCAUUAUUAGUUAUAUUUUAAACUAAUUGUGAAUUUCUGUUGAAUAUUUGAAUCUGCAUUAACUGAUAUUUGUUUGAGACAUACAAAUAUCUUAUUAUUUGUUGCAAAAUUGAGUGUUUAAAUACACUCGAUCUGAGAUAUCCAUUCAAGUUUGGUACUCCUGCAACUUAUUGAACAGUGACAUAUAAUUUUGGCGAUUAGUACAAUGCGUUAAAAGAAACAAAGUAAUUAUCUAUGGAUACUA
This is a messenger RNA of Cryptomeria japonica (Japanese cedar), 1263 nucleotides long. RefSeq names its product proteasome subunit beta type-1. NCBI's taxonomy places the organism in Eukaryota, Viridiplantae, Streptophyta, Pinopsida, Cupressales, Cupressaceae. Gene Ontology annotation, cellular component: proteasome core complex. The record is from RefSeq and is a predicted model, not a curated record. The coding region runs from base 308 to 1000 and encodes 230 amino acids. The transcript has 9 exons.